CGCGCUUGGUACAGGACGCAGGAGCGAGCAGCCCGUCCCCCUCCGACUCUCCGGUGCCGCUGCCGCCUGCUCCCGCCACCCGAGGAGGCGCGGUGCCACCCACUGCUCCGUCCUUUGCCCGCGCUCAGUGCCCGACCCGAUCCCGGCAGAAUCUCCCCAUCCUCCUUUUGCUUUCCGACUGCCCAAGGCGCUAUUUGUUUUCUCUCUCUCUCUCUCUUUCUCUUUCUUGCUCUGUGAGCGCGGAGCGGGGGGGAAGAGGAGGAGGAAUUCUUUCCCCGCCUAACAUUUCAAGGGACACAAUCCACUCCAAGUCUCUUCCAUUUCCAAGCCGCUUCCGAAGUGCUACCGGUGACCGCAACUCCUGAUCCCAAACCAAGAGGGGAGCCUCCCGACUUCGAACCCUCUUUUCCUUCUCCGCUCUCCUCCUCCUCUCGCUACCUCCACCUCCACCUCCACCUCCGGCACCCACCCACCGCUGCCGCCGCCACCAGCAGCGCCUCCUUCUCCUCCUCCUCCGCCCCUCUUCUCUCUUUUUGGCAGCCGCUGGACGUCCGGUGUUGAUGGUGGCAGCGGCGGCAGCCUGAGCAGCAGCAGCCUGAGCAGCACGCCAGCUCUCGCCCACCCUGCCACAUUCUCCGGUCCCAUCACCCGAUCUCCCGAAAGGUGCUGGGCACAUUUGGGGCGGCGGAGGCGAAGCGGCUGCGGCGGCGGUAGCGGCGGCGGCGGCAGCGGUAGCGGCGGCGGCGGCGGCGGGAGGCAGGAUGAGCGCACGCGGAGAAGGCGCCGGGCAGCCGUCCACUUCAGCCCAGGGACAACCUGCCGCCCCGGCGCCUCAGAAGAGAGGACGCGGCCGACCCAGGAAGCAGCAGCAAGAGCCAGCCGGUGAGCCCUCUCCUAAGAGACCCAGGGGAAGACCCAAAGGCAGCAAAAACAAGAGUCCCUCCAAAGCAGCUCAAAAGAAAGCAGAAGCCACUGGAGAAAAACGGCCAAGAGGCAGACCCAGGAAAUGGCCACAACAAGUCGUUCAGAAGAAGCCUGCUCAGGAGGAGACCGAAGAGACAUCCUCACAAGAGUCUGCAGAAGAGGAUUAGGGGGCGCCAACAUUCGAUUUCUACCUCAGCAGCAGUUGGAUCUUUUGAAGGGAGAAGACACUGCAGUGACCACUUUCUCUAUUCCCAUGGUCUUUCCACUUUCAU
This is a messenger RNA of Felis catus (domestic cat), 1196 nucleotides long. RefSeq names its product high mobility group AT-hook 2 (gene HMGA2). The record is from RefSeq and is a predicted model, not a curated record. The transcript has 5 exons. Gene Ontology annotation, molecular function: transcription coregulator activity; DNA binding. Gene Ontology annotation, biological process: regulation of DNA-templated transcription. Lineage: Eukaryota; Metazoa; Chordata; Mammalia; Carnivora; Felidae. The coding region runs from base 762 to 1091 and encodes 109 amino acids. Gene Ontology annotation, cellular component: nucleus; chromatin.